AUGACAGACACAGGAGAUUUGUUCGAUUCGGUACCUGGAACGACGUUCUCAGAGGAGCCGCAAGACUUCUGGCCUCAUAUCUUAAUACAUCCAUUGACAGAAGGUACAUCGGAAAAGGUUGGCCACGCCAUGGAUCGGGACUGGAUAGAUCUUGAACGCGUCUUGAAUUGGGUCCGUAGCUGCGAUGCUACCCAUGAUAAAUGCCACCGGCCAUUUGUUAGCUUACACGAGCCAACUAAUGGUCAAGGGAUGUACUUUGUAAGUGUUUCUAAGGGUUGUCUUGUUGAGGCAAAAUUCGGAGAGAAAUACGUUGCUCUUAGCUACGUAUGGGGGACCAUUUCGGGCGUUUUCAAAUGCACGAAAGCAAACAUAAGUUCUCUACGAAGUAUUGGCAGUCUUUGCGAGAACAAUGCCCAUCAAUAUCUCCCGGCCACAAUCCAACGGGCCAUGAAGUUCACUUUGCAGCUAGGCUUCGAUCUCUUAUGGGUAGACUGUCUUUGCAUCGUCCAAGAUGACCCUGUUCAUGCCGCAGCUCAGAUCAACAACAUGGCCAGCAUUUAUUCCAAUGCUUGCCUUACACUAUGUGCGGCCGAUGGGCUCGACGCCAACUCAGGCUUACGUGGUGUGCCAGGAUGCUCACAGCCACGAAGUAUACAACAGGAUAUCCUAGGCUUUGCUGAUGGUCCAGUGACGUCUAAUUGGAUAGUACCUAUGCAUAAAAUGUCGGUCUACGAAGAAAGAGGGUGGACCUUCCAAGAGAAAAUCCUUUCUAGGCGUGUCAUUGCUUUUACAGAGCAUGGUCUUGAAUGGACAUGCCAAGAGGCCCUGGCCGAAGAACAGCACCACCACAUCGAAAAAGUGUCGAGUACCUAUGUUGACCAUAAUAUCGCUCGGGAGACUGCUUCUUGGCCAUGUCUGAAAAAGUGGGAUAACCUUUUGAGGGCUUAUCUUCGCCGCAAGCUUACUUAUGAAGAAGACAUCCUCCGAGCUUUUGGUGGCAUCUCUACUGCGCUCGCGGGCAGCAUGUCGGAAGGAUUUCUCUUUGGCCUGCCUCAGCAAUUUUUUGAUGCAGCAUUGCUCUGGGUACCAACUGAAUAUUUGAAACGGCGUAAAGACACCAGGAAUGGGGUCCCCAGUGCAUUUCCUAGUUGGUCUUGGGCUGGUUGGAAUGGCGCAAUCGAAAAUCAAAUAAAUGCGUUUGGACUUGGGCACGAGCGAUCUAAUCCUAAGCGUGCCUACAAAGCACGUCAACGAGACAUUUUUCCACAGGUGAGUUGGUACAAGACCAAGUUUGAGAUGGGCCAGCCCACGCUGGUCAAGAUCCCAAAUGAUUAUGCCAAAUACCAGAGCGAGGGAUUGCAGGGUAGCCUCGUUCUACCACUUGGCUGGUCCUCGCAUCGAAAUGAAGACGAUAACCCGUUCUACUACAAAUAUGACAAGGCACCCUCUUCGCAGACUUUCUGGUACCCAAUACCUGCGAAUCGAAGCCCUCAGCCUGUGAGCACAGCUUGUUGGAGUUCUUCUAUAUUCUUCAAAAGCUUGCGCAGCUAUCUAAUCUUGGGUAGUGUCCUUCCUCAAAAGGCGAAAGAUGGUGAUGGCAAAUAUCCUCUACACUCGUUAGAAACGAAAGAAGGAGAAUGGGCUGGAGUCAUAUACGUCCAUUAUGACCCAGGUGGUGCCAAGGCAAAGGAAAUCUCGUGUGAGCUAGUGCUUAUAUCUGGCGGAUUUGCUUCUGAGAAUGACGAGGAACAGAGUGGUUGGAUCCCAGAAUGGAACUUCGAAAGAAGACCGCGCUCCAAAUAUAUUUACUACUUCUACCACUGUCUUUGGAUCGAGCGGCAAGGCAAACUCUCUUAUCGGAGAGGCCUAGCUCGCGUAGCCCGGAAGAUGUGGAAUACUCUGUCCAAGGACCAUGUGAGUAUCUUACUUGCCUGA
Bacidia gigantensis is the source of this 1935-nucleotide messenger RNA. RefSeq lists its product as uncharacterized. The record is from RefSeq and is a predicted model, not a curated record. The transcript is spliced from 2 exons. NCBI's taxonomy places the organism in Eukaryota, Fungi, Ascomycota, Lecanoromycetes, Lecanorales, Ramalinaceae. Bases 1 to 1935 code for a protein of 644 amino acids.